Ichthyophthirius multifiliis is the source of this 1257-nucleotide messenger RNA. RefSeq lists its product as hypothetical. Gene Ontology annotation, molecular function: protein binding. Lineage: Eukaryota; Ciliophora; Oligohymenophorea; Hymenostomatida. The record is from RefSeq and is a predicted model, not a curated record. The transcript has a single exon.
AUGAUAAUUAUAAAAAAGAUAAUACUACUAUUUUCAUACAUUAUAUUCAGCUAAAUAAUUUUAUCUUAUCAAUAAUAAUUUCAAAUUUAAGAGAACAAUAUUUUAAUAUACGACUCAAAUCCAAUUAUUUAAUAAAAAUUAUAUAAGUAUGGUGAUUAUUUGACAUAAAUAUUAACUUUAUAAUAAGAAAAUAUUAGUGCUAUAAUUUUUAUUUUUGGGGGUGAAAAUAUAGUUGUUUUCUAAUAUGAAUAUAAUAAUGAUUUUAUAAAAUUUUCUUAUAAAUUAGAAAUAAAGGUAAAAACAGGUCGAAUUUAUAAUAAUAGGCUUUAUGUCGCAACUGAGGAAAAUGAGAUUAUUUAAUUUGAAUAUAAAAAUAAGAAAUUAAUAUAAUUAUAAUAAAUAUUGAUUCCUCAAAAUAAAAAAUUCGAUUAAUUUAUUUUAAUUAGGCUUAAUGUUUUUUAUUUAUUUUCUUUAAACGAAUUUAUUUUUUUAGAUUAUUAAAAUUAAAAAUCCGAAACUCCUUUAUAAAUAUUUGAAAUUCCUUUAUAAAAAUUGCCUUUGGAAAUUUUGGUCGUCUAAAAUUUUAUUUUUAUAUCAUAAAUUUAGGGCGAUAUUCUCCUUUUUUAUUUCAAGGAAGAAAAUAUGACUUUUAAAUAUAUAAAAAAAUUAAAUAUAAUAGGAAAAUAGUCUGAAUAAAUGUAUUUUUUUAAAUAAAGUAGUAUUUUUUAUUCCCUUUCGAGAGAAUAUGGACUCCGUAUUUCAAAUAUAUAGGAAAUUAUAAAUUAAAAUUAGAAUUUAGAUAUUUUUUCGAGGAAAAAAGAAGAGGAUUUUUUGAUAAAAAUAAUUGGUUUAACAUAAAGUAUGAAUUUUUUCCAUAUUGAUAGUGUUAAAAAGGAGCUUUUUUUAAGUGUAAGGACUAGCGGGGUUAUUGUAUAUAAUAUUGAGGAUUUAUAAAAUCCGAAAAUUAUAUAAAAUAUAGAAUAUGAAGGACUUUCAAAUAAUAUUUUUAAAAUUGGGGAUUUAUUGGGUUUUAUGAGUGAUUUUUAAUUGCUGAUUUUCUAGAAAAAAAAAGCUAAUACAAAUUAGGAAAUUUUAAAUAUCUAUAAUGUAGAAUAGUGUUUAUCCCAAGAAUUAUCUGGUGAAUUUUGGUCUUGGGCAGUUUAAAUUAGUAUACAUUAUACGAAGUUAUACGAGUUAGUGCGGGAUAUACAGGGGUUUUAAUAUAUAAUAUGGAGGAUAUUUACAAUCCAAAGAUGA